GAAGGGAAGGGAGAAGGCAGGGCUCGGCCGUUGGGCUCCCCGCUGUCUCUAGGCAACGGCUACUUCCUGUCAGGGGAAGCCGGGCCGGGAAAGAGGCCGCUGGGAAGGGGAGUUUUCUCGAUCUUCCCACAAGAGGGAACCCCUGUGAGGCAAUGGCCAGCUCUGCAAAGAGCCUUAAUGAGAAGAAGUCUGGAGGGAAGGUGGCACCUGCCCACUUCCUCUUCCAGUUGGCUGCAGCUUUGGACAACCCCACCAUCAAAUCACUAGAGUGGCAUGAAGAUGGGAAAGGUAUUCUCCUCCACACUAGCCUGUAUGAAGAGGAGAUCCAGAGGCACCAAGAUCUGUUUCCGGAACUCAGAAACCUGAAGCCUGUUUCUGUGCUACAAGCCUGGCUGACAACCUAUGGCUUUAAAGCAAAAAUAACUAAAAAUGAACCCGACAUUCUUGCAUUCCAGCAUGCAAACUUCAAGAAGCUCUCUCUAUGGGCAGUGGAGGGAUAUGGCCCAAAAGCUGAUGCUCCUCUCAAACCUGAAGUUCCAAAGCAACCCAAGAAAUCCAAGAAAAGGAAAAGUUCAACAGAUACCAUAGUCACCCCAUCUGGCAACACAUUGCCUCCAGAGUCUGUGGGUGCAGAGAGGAAGUCCCAACGUCUUCGCCCUUUAUACCAAUACAUCAAUUAUGAUAAUCCAGAGAUGAACAAACCAUUGGGUAAGGAAUGUGACCUGAACCAACAGGAGACUCCUCCUACCCGAAGAAGUAGAACAGCCCCUUUAGAAUUGAAAAUAACACCAAACACAGAUGACAAAGGCAAAGAACUGAAAGGCUCAGUAAGUGGCACAUCAGGAGCAACAGUGAGAACAGAGGUAGACAAGUCUACUCAGGUGGAUAUCAGUAAGAUGCUCAGUGUCUGUGCAGCUCACCUUGUCCCACCGUUGUCGCCACAACACAAGUAGUAAUAUCUAGUAGUAUGCGUAUCCAUGAAGCAAGCUUCAGAACAUCAAAAAUGACUUUAGCUCUUUAAAUCUUUACAGUGCUCACAGACAUAUUGUUUUGCUAACCCUUCCUUUUGUCCUGUAUUUCCCUUAGCAUUGUUUAUUAUAUUUAGGUCUCAAGUCAGUAUUUGUAGCUGUCUCAUCACUUACACAUAAAAGGAAAUUGGAUGCCAGCCCAUGUAGAUGCAGAAUACUGUGAAUUAAAUGUACUGCCCAAAAUUCUCUUUUGAAAUUUUCACAAAUUUUCUAACAUGUCUGAGCCUGUAGCAGAUAACUGGAAUGAGUGUGCAAACCAGCUAUCUCAAGUUUAUGCUGCACGAGUGGAGUAGCGUUCUGGCUACCAGUUCCUGAACAACAAGAUAAAAAAAAAAAACACCACACAUACACACACAAGGAUACGGAUAUUCAAUUUAUUUAUUUCAACUACCUAUGUUCAAUGUGGCAUCCCACAAAUGGGUUGGAAUAUAACACCCAUCAUAUCAAUGGCAGCACUGACUAGCAGUCAUGAUCACUGCUGACCAGCACAUCUGGGGGCACCAGGAUGAGGAAGGCUGAACUCAACAUUCUCAAAAGGGAAUAGUACCAGAACACAAAAUUAACACGGAGUCUGUUUCAGCCUCAAAGAACUCUAUUAUCACUUAAAUGAAUGUCUUCAGGUAUGCAAAGAAGAGAUGGGGGUAUUCAUAUACAAAUACAACUAUCCUGUGCAGCUGGACUUAAUGAUGGUCCGGGCCAACUCACACAUCCACCAGCACCAGCAGCCCCGUUCAUCCUUCAAAUCACUCAUGAAGCACCCCUCUCUUCCCGCUCAGCUGGCCUCCCAGUGGCAGCCGUGCAGGGAGACUCGUCCUA
This is a messenger RNA of Pogona vitticeps (central bearded dragon), 1844 nucleotides long. NCBI's taxonomy places the organism in Eukaryota, Metazoa, Chordata, Lepidosauria, Squamata, Agamidae. The record is from RefSeq and is a predicted model, not a curated record.